Messenger RNA from Aphanomyces astaci, 705 nucleotides. RefSeq lists its product as hypothetical. The transcript has a single exon. The record is from RefSeq and is a predicted model, not a curated record. Lineage: Eukaryota; Oomycota; Saprolegniomycetes; Saprolegniales; Verrucalvaceae. Gene Ontology annotation, molecular function: DNA-binding transcription factor activity; sequence-specific DNA binding. Gene Ontology annotation, biological process: regulation of DNA-templated transcription. Bases 1 to 705 code for a protein of 234 amino acids.
AUGGCGCUCGCACCUCUCGCCGCCGUUGACGUCGUCCCGAGCUUCGUGCAGAGCUUGCACUCAAUGCUCCAACUCGAAGACGCAACCAUUAUCCGGUGGACCCCCGACGGCCAUGCAUUUGAGAUCCUGGACCAACGCUUGCUCGCCGCACGCAUUCUGCACCGGUACUUUCGCCAUACCAAGUACGCAUCGUUCCAGCGCCAGCUCAAUUACUUUGGGUUUCGCAAGUGGCCCAAGCAAAAGGCGGCGAUAUGUACGUACAGCCAGCUCCACUUUUCAAGGGACAACCCCGCGGACCUCCACCGCAUCAAGCGACGGGUCAAAGCUGGAGCGAACGAGCCCAUACACACGGCGACGGCCGCCGUCGACGACGACACACGGAUCCCCGUUUCCGUGAGCACAUCGACACAAGGCACCCUCGCGACAUGCAUUCCCCUGCUCAAGCAUAUCUCGACAAUGGCGAGUUCACACACCAUGAUGCCUGAACCUGAUGGAAUGAGCAGUUCUGGGCACGGCCUUGUCAACGCCGAACCACUACAGGAACAUGCAAGUCCCCAGAUGUUGCCUCUGUCAAGUCCAUGCAUGGACGAAGCGCCCAUGUCGUGGCAUAGCGCGUUGUGGAGCUCCACAUGGCUAUCGGACUUUGACCCUCAAGAAGUCGAGCGAGGAAUGGGCGACGUUCGUCUGUGGCUGGACAGUUUAUAA